Messenger RNA from Acomys russatus (golden spiny mouse), 643 nucleotides. RefSeq names its product programmed cell death 5 (gene Pdcd5). The record is from RefSeq and is a predicted model, not a curated record. Gene Ontology annotation, cellular component: nucleus; cytosol. The transcript has 6 exons. The coding region runs from base 108 to 485 and encodes 125 amino acids. Gene Ontology annotation, molecular function: DNA binding. Lineage: Eukaryota; Metazoa; Chordata; Mammalia; Rodentia; Muridae.
CGCCUGCGCAGUAGCGGACGUCGUGCUCGAGUCACGGGCCGAGGAGAUUCCCCGCUCGGAACGUACCGGAGGGCGGGUGCGGCUGCGCGACGUGGGACGGCCGCGCCAUGGCGGACGAAGAGCUCGAGGCGCUGAGGAAGCAGAGGCUGGCCGAGCUGCAGGCCAAGCACGGGGAUCCUGGUGAUGCAGCUCAACAGGAAGCAAAGCAAAGGGAAGCGGAAAUGAGAAACAGUAUCUUAGCACAAGUUCUGGAUCAGUCAGCCCGGGCCAGGUUAAGUAACUUAGCACUUGUCAAGCCUGAGAAAACCAAAGCAGUCGAGAACUACCUCAUACAGAUGGCGCGGUACGGACAGCUGAGUGGGAAGGUGUCAGAACAAGGGUUGAUAGAGAUACUUGAGAAGGUCAGCCAGCAGACAGAGAAGAGGACGACGGUUACAUUCAACAGAAGGAAAGUAAUGGAGUCUGAUGAAGACGAGGAUUACUAAGAGGAAGUGCUCAGCCUGCGGAGCCGCGUCUAGGACAGUUACAACCUUUUACAUGUUUACUUUGUUUAUUGUCUAUAUAUGCUUUUGAAAAAAUAAACUUGUUACUCAAACUAAAGCAGUUUGGGUGUUUCAGAGUCGCAGGCUCCUCAGCAGAAGAC